Vitis vinifera (wine grape) is the source of this 2474-nucleotide messenger RNA. RefSeq names its product L-type lectin-domain containing receptor kinase S.4. The record is from RefSeq and is a predicted model, not a curated record. The transcript has a single exon. Gene Ontology annotation, molecular function: carbohydrate binding; protein kinase activity; ATP binding. Gene Ontology annotation, cellular component: plasma membrane. The coding region runs from base 299 to 2338 and encodes 679 amino acids. NCBI's taxonomy places the organism in Eukaryota, Viridiplantae, Streptophyta, Magnoliopsida, Vitales, Vitaceae. Gene Ontology annotation, biological process: protein phosphorylation.
GGUUGUUUUGUGGUGAAGAAUUCCAAUAAAUAAACAUAUGUAUGCUUAGCCACGGCUUGAUGCUUUUUGAAGAUCAAUCAAUUUAACUUGCCCUUUCUUUCCCCCAUGGUUUCAAAAAUGGUGGGUGAGCCUCCAAUCUCAUUUCCUUUCUAGCGCCUGUCAUUCCAUCAUUCCUUGGCUGCUGCGUUUUCCCUUGUCUAACCAAAUCAGGAAAUGUAAGAUGCAGCCAAAAACAAUUUCUCGCAUAUUUAUUGUAAAUUGAUUUUGAUAUCCCAGAAGCUCAGCUCCAGUCCCUUUGAUGGCAGAAGCUCUCAAGCUCUUCUGGGUCUUCGUCUUUUUCCUCUCAAACCCGGUUCUCUCCCAGCUGGAUGAGUUCUUCUAUGACAGCUUCCAUGGUGCAGGGAAUAACUUGAGUCUAAACGGUGUUGCAAAGAUUGAGAAGAAUGGCAUGCUUCGCUUGACGAACGAUGUCGCUAGAUGGUUUGGUCGUGGCUUUUAUCCGUCUCCGAUCCGGUUCAAGAACUCCAGUGGUGGGAAAGCUUUCUCCUUCUCAACAGCCUUUGCUUUCGCAAUUGUGCCCCAGUAUCCGACACUGGGAGGCCAUGGGCUUGCUUUUGCGAUUACAUCCACGAAAGAGCUCCCAGGGGCUCUUCCCAGACAGUAUCUAGGUCUGCUCAAUGCCACCGACAAUGGGAAUUCAACCAACCAUGUGUUUGCUGUGGAGUUCGACACUGUUCAGGACUUUGAAUUCAAUGAUAUCAGUGAUAAUCAUGUCGGCAUCGAUCUCAAUAGUAUGACAUCCUACGCUUCUGCUAACGCUUCAUAUUUCAGCGAUAAUUCGACAAAGGAGUAUCUUAAUCUCAAGGGCGGGAAGACAAUUCAGGCAUGGAUAGAUUAUGAUGGACAAAGGGAUCAGUUGAAUGUAUUCCUUUCGCCUCAUUCAACGAAACCCACCUCCCCAAUCUUGUCUUGCGGUGUGAAUCUUUCAUCAAUCCUCAAGGAAUUUAUGUAUGUGGGCUUCUCUGCUUCCACUGGUCUUCUUGCCAGCUCUCACUAUGUCUUGGGAUGGAGGUUCAAGAUGAACGGUGUGGCAGAAUCACUGGAUCUCUCAUCCCUCCCUAAGCUCCCUGGCCCUAAAAGGAACAAUACACCUUUAAUUAUAGGUGUUUCUGUUGCUGCUACUUCUAUGAUAGUUUUCGCAGUUGCCUUGGCUUUCUAUCUGAUCAGAAAGAUAAAAAAUGCGGAUGUGAUUGAGGCGUGGGAGCUCGAUAUUGGCCCACACAGAUUCUCCUACCAAGAGCUGAAGAAGGCGACCAGGGGUUUUAGGGACAAAGAGCUAAUUGGGUUUGGUGGAUUUGGCAAGGUUUAUAAGGGAACUCUACGGAAUUCCAACACUCAAGUUGCAGUUAAACGAAUUUCGCACGAAUCAAAACAGGGUAUGAGGGAAUUUGUUUCUGAAAUUGCUAGUAUUGGCCGUCUUCGCCACAGGAACUUGGUUCAGCUCCUAGGAUGGUGUCGUAGAAGAGGUGAUUUGCUACUUGUCUAUGAUUAUAUGCCUAAUGGAAGCUUGGAUAAGUACCUUUUCGACACAUCCAAAUCAACUCUCAGUUGGGAACAGAGGUUCAAGAUCAUCAAAGGUGUAGCUUCAGGCCUUCUUUACUUGCAUGAAGAAUGGGAGCAAACUGUAAUUCACAGAGACAUCAAGGCAGGAAAUAUUUUGUUGGAUUCUGAGUUAAAUGGUAGACUCGGCGAUUUUGGCCUUGCUAAGUUAUAUGAGCACGGCUCAAACCCGAGCACCACAAGGGUUGUGGGCACACUGGGGUAUCUGGCACCAGAGCUUACACGCACAGGGAAGCCAACAAGAAGUUCGGACGUGUUUGCAUUUGGUGCAUUGUUACUAGAGGUGGUUUGUGGUAGAAGACCUGUGGAGGCCAAAGCUCUGCCUGAAGAGCUGAUAUUGGUGGAUUGGGUGUGGGAGAGGUGGAGGGAGGGUGCAAUUCUUGAUGUGGUGGAUCCAAGAUUGAAGGGUGAGUAUGAUGAAGUAGAGGUAGUGGUGGUGCUGAAACUGGGUUUGAUGUGUUCCAACAAUUCCCCUGCUGUGCGCCCCUCUAUGAGGCAGGUUCUAAGGUACUUGGAAGGGGAGGUGGCCUUGCCGGAGGAGUUGAGUGCACCAGAUGCAUAUGAUAAAAAGGGUGGUGGUGCAGGUGAUGGUUUUGAGUUUGAGGAUUAUGUGCAUUCUUAUCCCGCAUCAUCGUGUUUUGAGAAGGUGAGCACGUGGUCAUCGGCUGUGGAUGAUGUUGAUGUUGAAUCUAGUUCAGUUUCCCCUCUUGUCACGUAGAGGUCACUGCUCAGUUUUUUUUUUUUUUUUUCUUUGCCUGUGAGGUUUAAAUCUUUUGCUUCUGUAAUUAGGGUUUCAGAUUUCAUUUCGGGAAAUGAUAGUUUUCAUUUCAAUUUAAAUUUUAUUAGACAUCCAA